Molecule: messenger RNA, 1853 nt
Organism: Pangasianodon hypophthalmus (striped catfish)
Lineage: Eukaryota; Metazoa; Chordata; Actinopteri; Siluriformes; Pangasiidae
Gene: thumpd3
Product: THUMP domain containing 3
Exons: 10
Coding region: 162-1601 (479 amino acids)
Biological process (GO): tRNA methylation
Molecular function (GO): tRNA (guanine) methyltransferase activity; RNA binding
Source: RefSeq, a predicted model, not a curated record
GUCAGAGUUCCAGCUCAUCCUAAAGCUGUUCACAGGGAGUUGAGGUCAGGGCUCUGUGAGGCCACUCGAGAACUUCCUCACCAACUUUGGCAAACGGAGCUUUGUGCACAGGGGCACUGUCAUGCUGGAACAGGUUUGAGCCUCUUAAUUCCAGGAGAGACAUGGCAGAGGUGUGUGUGGAAGAGGGAGAGGAGGUGCUCCAGCCCCUCACUGUCACUGUAGGAGCUACUGUUCCUACAGGCUUUGAAUACACUGCAGCUGAGGAGGUGCAGGAGAAAAUAGGAGCCAGUGCCAGAGUUAGCAAAGACCGAGGUAGAAUUUAUUUCGAAAUAACUACGGAUCAACUGCAUAAGGUGCACCAUUUAAAGUCUGUGGACAAUCUGUUUGUUGUGGUUAAACAUUAUGACAAUUAUCAGUUCAAAGAAACAAAGGAAGAAGCUUUAUUAGACCUGCAGCAGCUUGCUCCUGUGUUGCCCUGGAACAGUGCCUUGGAGGUCUGGAAAAUGAACAACUCUCUGAAGAAGAAGAGGAGCCGCAGGAGAGGAGCUGCGACUCCUAAACCGAAGCCUAGCGAUGCAUCCGAACCUGAGAAACCCCAAACUGAGCCUGAUGCAGCACAGCUAAAAGAGAAGCCUGGAAAUGCCUGUCCUGAGCAGGAGCCCAGUCCUGAAGGAGAGCAGGACUCCGAUGUUCAGGAGACAGAGGCUAAGCCUUUAAAAUUCCGUGUGACUUGUAAUAGAGCCGGAGACAAGCACAGCUUCACUUCAAAUGACGCAGCGAGGGACUUUGGUGGUGCCGUGCAAGAGUUCUUUCAAUGGAAGGCAGACAUGACCAGGUUUGAUGUGGAAGUGCUGUUGAAUAUCCACAACAAUGAGUUGGUGAUUGGCAUUGCUCUUACAGAGGAGAGUCUGCACAGGAGAAACAUUACUCACUUUGGCCCCACCACUCUGCGCUCCACCCUGGCUUAUGGAAUGCUAAGACUUUGCAAACCACAGAUAUCAGAUGUCAUAGUAGACCCCAUGUGUGGCAGUGGAGCCAUACCUUUAGAGGGAGUCAUCGAGUGGUCACAUUCAUUCUUCCUCUCUGGAGACAACAAUGACAUGGCCAUCAGUCGAACAGUUAAUAACAUCAACCACAUUGUAAAGAAAAAGCAGGAUGGUGGCAGCACUUCUCCAGGUUUAGCUAUAGACACUGCACAGUGGGACUUGUGCCGUUUACCUUUGAGGACUAGUUCUGUGGACAUCAUUACCACUGACAUGCCCUUUGGAAAGAGAAUGGGCUCCAGGAAGAAGAACUGGGAUCUGUAUCCUUCUUGUCUUCGAGAAAUGGCACGGGUCUGCAGGCCAGGCACAGGAAGGGCUGUAUUGCUGACCCAGGACAAAAAAUGCUUCACUAAGGCACUAUCCCGAAUGGGAGGGCUGUGGAGGAAAUCGCACACUGUUUGGGUAAACGUAGGAGGGUUGCAUGCUGGAGUUUUUGUGCUGCGCCGCACCGCAGCAGUUUUUGGUACCACUCCAGAAGAUACAAGAGAGCCUCAUAUGAGAUGUGAGUCUCAAGAGGUCAACAUGGAGGAGAAGGUUCAGUCAGCAAGAUCUGAAUGAGUUAUUGUUCAUGAGUUAUUGAAUGAGAAUGCAUAUGAUACCUGUAAAAGCUUUACCUCAUCACUUUGGUCAUAUUCAGUUAGUUCUGUUAGAGUACAAUGUUCUUUUCACAGAUCAGCAACACGGGAUAUCUUAGAAUGCUUUGUUUGUGGAAAUAUGCAUCUAUAGAAAUUUACAUUACAUGUUGCUCUCAGAAUGAAGUGCCAGUCAAUAAGUUCAAUAAAUGUGGAAUGAUUUCCUUCCAACUUCAAA